AUGACUUCAGUGCGCACAUGCCAGGAUCGACUCUCACAGCCACCUGUCGAGCUCCUGGUUAUCAUUUUCCAGCAAUGUACGGACUUCAAUGAGCGAGCUUGUGAUAUCGUCAGUACUAUUCUGACGACUCGAUAUUAA
Molecule: messenger RNA, 138 nt
Organism: Penicillium arizonense
Lineage: Eukaryota; Fungi; Ascomycota; Eurotiomycetes; Eurotiales; Aspergillaceae
Exons: 2
Coding region: 1-138 (45 amino acids)
Source: RefSeq, a predicted model, not a curated record